Molecule: messenger RNA, 2179 nt
Organism: Podarcis muralis (Common wall lizard)
Lineage: Eukaryota; Metazoa; Chordata; Lepidosauria; Squamata; Lacertidae
Product: ABC-type organic anion transporter ABCA8-like
Biological process (GO): transmembrane transport; lipid transport
Cellular component (GO): membrane; intracellular membrane-bounded organelle
Molecular function (GO): ABC-type transporter activity; ATP hydrolysis activity; lipid carrier activity
Source: RefSeq, a predicted model, not a curated record
UUCUGCUUCAUGGUCAGUUCUCUCCUAAAGAAGCCUAAGACCACUUCAUUUGUUGUCUUCUUCUUGAUGUUUACUCUUGGAGCCAUCAGCAUUGUUCUGUUGAUCAAUUUAGUUCCUGCAGCUUUGAAAUGGACUUUGAGUGUGUUCUGCCCCUUCGCCUUUGGUGUUGAACUGUCAAAGAUUCUUCAUGUUCAAAAAUAUGGAGGAAACUUCACCUUGUCUAGCCUAAUGCAUGAACCAUGCACAUAUAUCCUGGUUUUUGACGGUACUUUAUAUAUGUUGCUGGCCCUCUAUUUUGACAAGGUCAUACCCGACAAAUAUGGCGUGCCCUAUCCUCCCUUCUUUUUCCUGAAGAAGUCCUACUGGUUUAAAUCAAGAGGAAGCUAUACCAGCACUGCUCUUACAAAUGAACCAAGCCAUGGUAAUAUCUUCAGUGACAAUGCUGAGCCUGUGCCUCCUGAAUUUGAUGGAAAGGAAGCCAUUAGACUAAAUAACAUUAAAAAAACUUACAAAGAGAAGAGCAAGGAAACAGAAGCUUUGAGAGGCUUGUCCUUGGAUAUUUAUGAAGGUCAAAUCACUGCAGUUCUUGGUUGUAGUGGAGCUGGGAAAACAACACUGCUAAACAUCCUUAGUGGACUUCUGAAGCCAUCUGAUGGCUCUGCGACCAUCUUCAAGUACAAUAUAUCAGCAAGGGAAGAUAUGGAACAAAUUAGGGAGAUAAGUGCUGUGUGCCCACAAUUCAAUGUGCAAUUUGAAUUCCUAACACUGAAAGAAAAUUUACGGACUUUUGCUAAAAUAAAGGGGAUUCCAAACAAUGAUAUUGAGAAUGAGGUGCAAAAGCUAGUGACCCUCUUGGAUCUCGAUGCCAUUCAAGACACCCAAGCUAAUCGUUUAAGUGGUGGGCAAAAGCGAAAAUUAUCUCUCGCGAUUACUUUCUUGGGAGAGCCACAGGUCUUAUUCUUAGAUGAACCAACUGUAGGGCUGGAUCCUUACUCUCGACACCAAGUGUGGGCCCUCCUGAAUGAGCGCAAAGCAGGUCGGGUGAUUCUGCUCACCACUCAGUUAAUGGAUGAAGCUGAUAUUCUUGCUGACCGGAAAGCAUUUAUCUCUCAGGGCAGGCUGUCUUGUGUUGGUUCAUCUUUAUUCUUGAAGAAAAAAUGGGGUGUUGGCUACCAUUUAAGGAUGCAUGUAAAUGAAUUGUAUGACCCCGAGAGAACAACAUCCCUGGUCAAGCAAUACAUCCCUGCUGCCAAAUUAUCAGCACAACAUGAAAAUGAGCUGAGUUAUAUACUGCCCUUGGAAAAUGUGGAUAAAUUUCCAGAUCUGUUCUCUGACAUGGACCGCCAGAAAGAACUAGGAAUUGUUAAUUAUGGGGUUACCAUGACAACUCUGGAAGAUGUCUUCUUGAAGCUGGAGGGAAAUGAAAUGAUUGAUGAGAAAGAGGGGCCAAAGGGUGCUGACGAAAUGGAACAAGAUCUGCUAUUGCUCUCAAACACGGGAAAGGCAACCAUAAGCGGAUCAGAACUCUGGAGGCAACAAGUUUGCGCCAUGGCAAGAAUGCAUUUUUUAAAUCUCAAGCGCGAGAGCAAACUCUGGGGAACGCUACUGCUCCUUUUUGGAAUUUUGCUGGCACCUUUAGCCAUCCAGGUGCUGUUAUAUACUAUUUGGAGGAGCCUGCAUUGUGCAGAGCUACAACCUGGGCUUUAUUUUGAGCCAGGAAAGGAGUCUUUCAGAGGGUCUGCUGGACUUCUGAUCCUUAAUAAUACAGGUGCAAGCAUUGACAAUUUCAUCCAAGCAGUGAAGAAUCAGAAUGUCCUGGUAGAAGUUGUCUCUGGCAAAAAUGUCAGUGACCAACUAGUGCACAAUGGGGCUAUAAUGGUAGCCCUUGAAGACAAGAAAUACAGAUUCACACUUAUAUGCCACAUGGAAGUGACCAAUUGCUUUCCAGUGCUUGUCAACAUCAUCAGCAAUGCACGCCUGCGAAUGUUAAAUUCCGCUGCCCAUAUUCGAAUCUGGAGUCACAUGUUUCUAUUUCAAUUUAGUAGCAAACAGCUAUGGAUCUUUUUAUGUAACAUGUGCAUGUUUGGGGUAUUUAUAUACCCUACCUUUCCAGCACAUUUUGCGAUGAUGAGCGGUCGUUACUACAAGGUAAAGUAAUUAAACAUGCAUGAAACUUAUU